Molecule: messenger RNA, 1535 nt
Organism: Coregonus sp. 'balchen'
Lineage: Eukaryota; Metazoa; Chordata; Actinopteri; Salmoniformes; Salmonidae
Source: the annotation of a GenBank genome assembly
AUGACAUCAUCUCGAUUCUCCAACAUAGGCGAUAGAUGUACUUCUGCAACAGAGCAGAGACGCCGCGACGAGGAGAACUAUUGCAUAAUAUGCAUGGACUGUUUUCAGAAAAAGAUAACUUUAAGAUGUUCUCACUCAUUCUGUUCAAGUUGUAUUGACUCGGUUUUCCAAAUUAAGCCCGCAUGUCCGGUAUGUAAUACUUUUCACGGGACCUACGAAGGAACGCAGCCCCGGGACGGGAUCAUGACAGUGAGACGCAACUGGCAGUGUUUACCUGGCUAUGAGGAGGGGAAUGGACAUAUCGCGAUUGAUUAUCACUUUACAGCCGGAGUACAAGGGGUGAGAUUUAUUGUAGCCUAUAUUUACUUUAUAUGUGACGCAGAUGGGCAUAUAUUUUAUCACAGAAUUGAAAGUGUCAAUCGACAUUGUGCCACUAUUGACUUGAAGAUGAAAGGGCGAUAUGUAUAGUCGGAGAGUAGGCAGAGAUUCAUCAUAUUGUUCUUGAAAGCCCUUAUAUGGAAGUAUUGAUGAAUUGCUUUGGCAUUACAGCCCUGCUGGUGAUGUCAUGCCAGACAGAUUAGCUGCUGACUUCUUUAUCACCUAAGGUUGAGUUUGAUCCUCCAUGAGUCCCUAAUUAUAAGUAGUAGGCUUCAUCUUACCACCACCAGUCAGUUAUUUGAAAUAACAUGAUUAGGCCUACAGCCAGAGGAGAAGACUCCGCUCCACUUUUGAGUCUGGUUCCUUUUAGGGAGUUUUUCCUUGCCACUGUGGAAAAGGGUUUUAUUGACACAGUUGAUUGAUUGAUAUUCCUCUUUCUCUCCACAUCCCUCCAGCCUGAGCAUCCGAACCCGGGUGAGAAGUACUCCAGCACGUCCAGGACAGCCUUUCUGCCAGCCUGUGAGGAGGGAGAGAAAGUACUGAGGCUGCUCCAGACAGCCUUCCACAGGAGGCUCAUCUUCACCAUCGGGACAUCAGCCACCACCGGCCUCAACAACUCCAUCACAUGGAACGACAUACACCACAAGACCAACAUUGGGGGAGGACCACAGUUGUAAGUACUGUGCUCCCGUGUAGCUCAGUUGGUAGAGCAUGGCGUUUGCAACGCCAGGGUUGUGGGUUCGUUUCCCACGGGGGACCAGUAUGAAAAAGAAAUGUAUGCACUCACUAACUGUAAGUCGCUCUGGAUAGGAGCGUCUGCUAAAUGACUAAAAUGUAAAUGUAAGUAGGCCCAUCUAUCCUAGUCUGAGGAAAUAGAAUAAGAAUACUCACACACUGUUUGAAUGCUCUCGAAGUUUCAUUGUAACAUCUCUAUGGUUGAUGAAGACCCAUAUCAGUGAUUGACAGUGUUAUAACAGUGUUAUUGAAAUUCGAGAGCGUUCAAACAUUGGCAUGUUUUUGAAAUGGUAGAUCAAUGUGACACUGAAGCUGUUGUGUCUCUCUCUUUUCUCUUUGUUAGUUUUGGGUAUCCAGACCCGGGCUACCUCUCCAGGGUCCAGGAGGAGCUUCGUCUGAAGGGAGUGACAGAGGAGAGCUGA